Molecule: messenger RNA, 2193 nt
Organism: Eruca vesicaria subsp. sativa (arugula)
Lineage: Eukaryota; Viridiplantae; Streptophyta; Magnoliopsida; Brassicales; Brassicaceae
Source: the annotation of a GenBank genome assembly
AAAGAAUAAGAACGGAACCAAAGAGAGAGAGAGAGAGAGGAGACUAGACUGCUUGCUCUCUUCAUCGUCUUCUUCUCCUUCCUGUGGGAUUAAUUUUUGGAAAAAAAUCGAACAGUUUCCAUUUUCGUUGUGCAUUUAACACUCAAACCAUAACCCUAAACACUCUGAAUCGCACGGAGGUUUCGUUCCAUCGGAUUUAUUUCACCACUAACUAACUCUCUUUCUUUCUUCGAUUGUUUUUAGAUAUUUUACUCUCGAUCGGAAGCUCAUAACAAACCCUAAUUUUUGUCCCGUUGAUUAUGGCCUCCGCCGCUUCUAACCACUCCACUUCAAUCGAGAAUCGCGGCGGCUCUACACAACCACGCCGUCCCUCUCCGUGGAGUCAGAUCGUCCGCGGCGAAUCGGAGCCGACGAUCUCCUCCGCCGCCGCCGCUGCUCCUUCCUCUCCUCAAUCCAAGGCUCCGAUUGAUCCGAAUCCUUCUCCCUCCGUUGCUCCUCUUAUGACGGAUGCUGGAGACGAUAGAUCGGAGGAGUGUGGUGCUCAGGGGAAUGCAGGGAAGAAACCAGUUUGGAAGAGGCCAUCUAAUGGUGGGGCUUCUGAGGUUGGACCUGUGAUGGGAGCUUCGUCGUGGCCUGCUCUCUCUGAGACCACUAAAGCUCCUUCUUCCAACAAGUCUUCCUCUGAUUCGUUAAAGAGUCUCGGCGAUGUACCUUCUUCGUCGUCAUCGGUGGUGGUGGUCCCUGUUUCUCAGGGAAAUGCAAAUGCUCCUUCUGUUCCUGCACCAAAGCAAGGUGGUCGUGCAAACCCUAACCCAACACCAAACAACUCGCGCCAGAGAUCAUUUAAACGGAAUGGCGCUUCUGGAUCAGCUGCUAAUGGUACUGUUUCUCAACCGUCAGCGCAAGGUCCACUUAUCGAAACGCCUUCACACAACCCUUCUCCUAGAGGCCAAAACCAGAAGAAUGGCGGUAGUGACAACUUUUCACCACGAGACUCUUACAGGAACCAAAACGGUAACCACCACCACCACCAAAGUCAUGGUGGCAGGCGCAACCAGGAGCACGGAAAUCAAAACUGGAAUUUCAACAGAAGCUUUAACGGGAGAGAUGGAAAUGCACAUUCACAAAGAGGUGCUCCAGCAUUUGUAAGACAUGCACCUCCACCUAUGCAGUCAAUUCCUCCUCAGUUUAUGGCAGCUCAGCCUAUUCAGCCUUUUGGCGGUCUUGUGCCCUUUUCUCCUGAAUUGUCAUCUCCAUAUUAUCCCCGUAUGCCUUUCAUCGGCCCUCCCUCACCUGGUCCCGUCUUCUUCCAAGUCCAAGAACCUCCUCUAGACAUAAAACUACAGAAGCAAAUACAUUAUUAUUUUAGUGAAGAGAAUUUGAUUCGAGACACAUAUCUUCGUGGGCACAUGGAUGAUCAGGGUUUUGUUCCGCUACAUGUGAUUGCUGGUUUCAAGAAGGUUGCAGAACUUACGGGUAGCAUACAGCAAAUGGUGGAGGCUCUACAAGGUUCACCAUUUGUUGAAGUGCAGGGUGACAGAAUAAGGAAGCGCUAUAAUUGGCAACAUUGGUUGCUUCCUGAAGUGGCGAGCCCCCAAUCAGUUGAUGCAGUUGCAAGCGGAGUUAGAAACUUGUCAAUUGGUCAGAGCUCGGCGGAGCCAAUUGGUGGUUCAAGCAAUCAGUUGCAACCUGUGGAAGCAGGAAACAAAGCUGCUUCAGAUGGUCAGCAACAGUUUUCUGUUGUUGGUCAGGUGAACAACCUCAACGGGUCAGAUGGUGCAAACCGUUGAACCAUCAUGUUUGGAACUGUUGGUUAGUGUUGGACAUGAAAUAUAUUAUUUUGUCCUGACCGGAAUCAGGAAAAAAUACAAUAAUGAUGGGGAAUCAAAAAAGAGAGUAAAAGGUAAGGCAUAAAACCAAAAAGAGAAAAGACUCAUGAAAACAGAAAAGGGAUCAAACAUUUCAUAAACUUUGGCAUAUUUAUGGUUCUUUCUUGGUUUUGGUUGUUUUUUUUUGGAUGCUAGUAACUCUUUUUGUGUGUUUAUGCUACUUUGCUACAUAUGAUGGUCAUUAACAGUUGCUUGUAAACCAUUGUUAUGGUCUUGGGAUUUAUCGGUUUUGUUUUGCCUAUUACCCUCUCGAUUUUGUUCCCCUAAUCAUCAGUUUUGUUUCUUUUUCAAAAAUAUAUUCGAU